Messenger RNA from Acomys russatus (golden spiny mouse), 2936 nucleotides. RefSeq names its product glycosylphosphatidylinositol specific phospholipase D1 (gene Gpld1). Gene Ontology annotation, cellular component: extracellular matrix; extracellular region. The transcript is spliced from 26 exons. Gene Ontology annotation, molecular function: GPI anchor phospholipase D activity. Lineage: Eukaryota; Metazoa; Chordata; Mammalia; Rodentia; Muridae. The record is from RefSeq and is a predicted model, not a curated record. The coding region runs from base 275 to 2803 and encodes 842 amino acids.
UCCCAGAUGCAGUGGGUGUCUUUGAGCUACAAGAAUCCGUCCUUGAAACACAUCUCAGAUGGACAGCUUGUUUGCUCUUGUGGACAAGCUAAACAGUGGGUGGUCAGUUGACUUCAUUGGAAAACAGAAUAAUUUUGAAACGAGGCUUGGUUUCCCGUGUCAGUGACCUGUGUAGAGGGAACACACAGAGUCUGGGCUUGGAUUUUGGAGUCAAACUUUGGCUACAGCUUGGAUUGUCCCCACAUGAACAGAGCUGCCAGAGAGGAAUGACAACAUGUCUGCUGUCGGGCUGUGGUCUGGCCUGCUGCUCCUGCUGUCUUCUUUUUGCUCUAGAAGUUCGUCUUGUGGCCUCUCAACACAUGUAGAAAUAGGACACAGGGCUCUGGAGUUUCUUCGGCUUCAGGAUGGACACAUUAACUACAAAGAGCUGCUCUUAGAGCACCAGGAUGCGUACCAGGCUGGGACAGUGUUUCCUGACGCCUUUUAUCCUAGCAUCUGCAAAAGAGGAAAAUUCCAUGAUGUGUCUGAGAAGACUCACUGGACCCCAUUUCUUAACGCCAGCAUUCAUUACAUCCGGGAGAACUACCCUCUGCCCUGGGAGAAGGACACGGAGAAGCUGGUGGCUUUCUUGUUUGGAGUCACCUCGCACAUGGUUGCUGAUAUCAGUUGGCACAGCCUGGGUAUUGAACAAGGAUUCCUCAGGACAAUGGGAGCUAUUGAUUUUCAUGACUCCUACCCUGAGGCUCACUCAGCUGGUGACUUUGGAGGAGAUGUGUUGAGCCAGUUUGAAUUUAAUUUCAAUUACCUCUCACGGCACUGGUAUGUGCCAAUCAAAGACCUUCUGAGAAUUUACGACAAUCUCUAUGGCCGACAAGUCAUCACCAAGGAUGUCAUUGUUGACUGCACCUACCUUCAGUUCUUGGAAAUGCAUGGGGAGAUGCUAGCCGUUUCCAAGCUCUACUCCACGUACUCCACAAAGUCCCCAUUUCUGGUGGAACAGUUCCAAGAGUACUUCCUCGGAGGACUGGAUGACAUGGCCUUCUGGUCCACCAACAUCUACCGUCUGACCAGCUUUAUGCUGGAGAACGGGACCAGUGCCUGCUACCUGCCUGAGAACCCUCUGUUCAUCUCCUGUGAUGGCCAGAGGAAGCCCACCCCCAGCAGUUCAAAAGUGCAGAAAAAUGAUUUUCACAGGAACCUGGCUGUGCCCAUAAGUAAAGACAUCAGGAAAAACCUGAACUACACAGAGAGAGGCGUGUUCUACAGCACAGUCUCCUGGGCCCCGGAAUCCAUAGCCUUUGUGUACCAGACUCUGGAAAGGAACCUGAGGACCAUGUUUAUGGGCAGCUCCCAGACUUCUUUGAAGCAUGUCUCCAGCCCCUCUGCCUCCUACUUCCUGUCUGUCCCCUAUGCCAGGCUUGGCUGGGUUAUGGCCUCAGCCGACCUCAACCAGGAUGGGCACGGUGACCUCGUGGUGGGUGCACCAGGCUACAGCCACCCUGGCCGCUUCCAGAUUGGGCGGGUGUACAUCAUCUACGGCAACGACCUGGGCCUGCCCCCCAUCGACCUGGACCUAGACAAGGAGGCCCACGGCAUCCUGGAGGGCUUCCAGCCUUCAGGUCGCUUUGGCUCAGCUUUGGCCGUGCUGGACUUCAACAAGGAUGGGCUGCCAGACCUGGCUGUGGGUGCUCCCUCCGUGGGCUCAGGGCAGCUCACCUACAAUGGCUCAGUGUAUGUCUACUACGGUUCCCAGGAAGGGAGGCUGUCUUCUUUUCCUAACAUUACCAUCUCCUGCAAGGACACCUACUGUAACUUGGGCUGGACCCUCCUGGCAGCGGAUGCAGAUGGAGAUGGCCACCCGGAUCUGGUGAUAGGCUCACCUUUUGCCCCAGGUGGAGGGAGGCAGAGAGGGAUUGUGGCUGCCUUCUAUUCACACCCCGGACAGAAUGACAAAGAAACACUCACUGUGGAGGAAGCUGAUUGGAAGGUGAGCGGCGAGGAGGACUUCUCUUGGUUUGGAUACUCCCUUCACGGGGUCACAGUGACAAAAAGAACCCUGCUGCUGGUCGGGGCCCCCACCUGGCAGAACGCCAGCAGGAUGGCACGCUCAAGCCACAAGAACCACGAGAAAAGCAGUCUGGGAAGGGUGUAUGGCUACCAUCCCCCAAACUGCCAUACUGCGUUCACUAUCUCAGGAGAUAAGGCGAUGGGAAAGCUGGGCACCUCCCUGUCAAGUGGCAAUGUGAGGGUGAAUGGGACCCUAACGCAAGUGCUGCUGGUUGGCGCCCCUACUCAUGAUGACGUGUCUAAAAUGGCAUUCCUAACCAUGACCCUGCACCAGGGAGGAGCCAGUCGGAUGUACGAGCUAGGCCCCAAGAAGACACAGCCUGCCCUGCUCAGCACCUUCAGUGGAGAUCGGCGCUUUUCUCGAUUUGGUAGCGUUUUACACCUGACCGACCUGGACGAUGAUGGCUUAGAUGAAAUCAUCAUGGCUGCCCCACUGAGGAUAACUGACGUCACUUCUGGACUGCUUGGGGGAGAAGAUGGGCGAGUGUACAUUUAUAAUGGCAAGCAUACUUCCCUAGGUGACAUGACAGGCAAAUGCAAGUCCUGGAUGACUCCAUGUCCAGAAGAGAAGGCACAGCAUGUACUCAUUUCUCCUGAGGCAAGUUCAAGGUUCGGGAGCUCGCUGGCCUCUGUGCGGUCUAAGGAAAGGAACCAAGUGGUUGUCGCUGCUGGAAGGAGUUCUUGGGGAGCCCGGCUCUCUGGGGCGCUUCAUGUCUACACCCUCAACUCAGAUUGAAGAUGCCACCCUACUCUGCUAUGGAGACCCUCUCUCUUAGGCCAAGUCAUCUCCAGAGUGGACAAAGUAGUCCUCCAGGGGAGCUAUGGUGAAGCCUGACAGAGGAGGGGCUCCUGAGACAGACAUAUUGACA